Molecule: messenger RNA, 2732 nt
Organism: Brassica rapa (field mustard)
Lineage: Eukaryota; Viridiplantae; Streptophyta; Magnoliopsida; Brassicales; Brassicaceae
Biological process (GO): meristem maintenance; meristem development
Source: RefSeq, a predicted model, not a curated record
UUUUCUUCGGUGACUCCUUCAAGAUCGACUCGUCGACAUACAACAUGGAUAGGUAACAAAAAUAACACACUUUUCAUAGGAAAAAUUAAUCAGGAAAUAAAAUAACUACGUCGAUCCAGAACCUAUAAAAAAACUGGAUUUUUCUUAUACAAAAUUGAGAAACAUAUGGAUAAUUAGUUAGAAACAUUAAAAUUGCUUGUUUAUUUGUUACACUGUUUCUUUGAGAUACCGUAUAAUAUACGGUUGGUAUUUGUAACAUUUCUAGAGCCCAAACAAACAAAAAACAACAAAAUUUCUAGGUUUUAAAAGCGUUGUCUCUUCGUUCUCAACCAUUUCUUCUUCUUCUCCAAAUGGAUUCAACAUCCAGUCAUGGAAACCUCGUGGAAGAGAGGGAAGAGCUCAUGGUGCUUCCCAGUGAGAACAACACUCGACCCAUCAUAAAAAAAUCCCAUCUUUUAAAACCCCAUUUAACAACCACCACCAUUGAUGGGUCUGCACCUUCUCCAGGCGUAAAGUCGUCACCUUUACCCGUUUCCUUCUCUGGGUGGAGGCUCCCCAACCAAAAGUUCAAGUCUUGGUUUCGAAAAAUGUCAGCUUUCCACAAACCCAUCUGGAUACAAUCCGGAAUCUUCGAAGCAAUCAAAGCAUCCACUCACAAAAUCCGCAAAAACCCGUCUCUCAUCCUCUCCCUAUCUCAGAAAUGGAACCCUGAAACCAAAACCUUCGUGUUCCCUUGGGGCGAGGCUACGAUAACCCUCGAGGACGUGACUCUCCUUCUGGGCUUCUCCCUUCUGGGUUCCUCUGUAUACACUCCCCUCGAAAGCUCAGAGAUUAAAGAGUCAGUUUUGAAGCUAGAGAAACGGAGAAAGGAGAGUGUGAAGCAGGUUUCAUGGAUCUCGAGCUUCGAAGACGAUCAGAUGGAGCACGAGGCUUUCCUUGCGUUUUGGCUUUCCAACUUUGUGUUUCCUGAGAAACAAGGCUGUUCGGUUUCGAAACAUGUGUUCUCCGUCGCUGUUCGUUUGGCUAGAGGUGAAAGGAUCGCUCUUGCGCCGGCUGUUCUCGCUUGCCUUUACAGAGACUUGGGUAAAGUGAAUGCUUUGUCCUCUUCUACUCAGAACGUGGACGUUAGGUCUCUGUUUAAGUUGGUCCAAGUGUGGAUAUGGGAGAGGUUCAAGAGCGUUGGACCAAGACCUGGAGUGAUACCAAAUGGUGAACCUAGGAUUGCUCGUUGGAGUGGUCUGAGACAGGGAGCUGAGAAUGUGAGACCCUUUCUUCUUGAUGAUUUUGAUUGGCGUCCUUAUACUCAACCGUUGAGGAACUGGAACCCACCUCGGUUUUACAACGAAAAGGCUAAGAGGGUGAGUGAUGAUGAUGAUGAUGAGUUUGCUUGUUGUGUGAGAUCUUCCACGCUUGAUGGUUUUGGUUUUACAGAGGGUUACUAUCCGAAUAGAGUGGCAUUGCAGUUUGGAUUGGCUCAGGAUCUUACUGGUUUAGCUACUCUUGAUGGUUCAAAGCAACACAUACCUUCUCGCCUUACCACAGCUUCUGUUUCGGCUGCCAAAUACCGAGACUGGUGGAUGAGGUCAGUGAAAGAACCAGCUGAGACUUUCAAUGCAAGCAACACAGGUGAUGAUGAUGAUGAUGAUGUGCCUCUUAAGGUACUGCCAUUGAGCCAAGUCUUUCAAAAGUUAGGAGAUGGAAUGAAGAAAGCUGAGCAAGUGACAAACAAGAAACGCAAGCAAGCUAGUGAGGAUGAGAACGAGAUUGCUAUGGAUUGUUGUCAAACACAAGAUGAAGAAGACGAUGAUGAUAACAUUACCAUUGCUCAGAGAAUCAAAUGUAGAAAGAAGUGUGGUGAUGUAAAGGAUAUUGAAGAGGAUUGCAGUCUUCCAGGCCUUCCUCAGAAGCACAAGCUUGCUUCUGGAGAUGAACACAACUCUUCAGAUCCUAAUGUUGAUUCUGGUGCAGUAGAUGAGAUGGAAGAAGAUGGUAACAUUACCAUUGCUCAGAUUAUCAAGCUUACAAAAAAGUGUGUUAACGUAGAGAAUACUGAAGGAGGAGAAUAUGCUUAUGGUGGAGUUGAAGUGGAUAACAAUGUUCCAGACCUUCCUCAAAAGCUUGCUUCUGGAGAUGAAACUGUACCAGUGCCUGAAAUAAAGAGAACGAGUGUAGAGAAUGAUGAAACCAGCUCUUCAGAUCCUCUGGUUGCUUCUAAUAGAAUAGCUGAGAAGGAAGAAGAAGUUGAUGUUGUUGUUGUUGUUGAUGAUGGGAGACUGAACCAGAGAAAACUUGGAACAGAUGAGAUAGCAUUGCAGUUGGAAGCACGCAUUUUGAAGGUGGAGAAGACUUUGGCGAAGAUUAGACAGUGGAAGAUGGGAGAAAACCAAACCAAGACACCAGUCUCUGCUUAGGUUAUUAUCAUUACUAUUGCAGUUUCUUAUGAAAGACAAAGCUUUUGAGGCUUUAAAGAAUGACUCUUAUGUACAUUACUACUCGCUGCAAAAUGAAUAGUUGUGGGUUUAAAGAAUGGCUCCUAUGUCUCAAAAGUUGGAUUGAUGUUGUUAUUAGGAUUUUUCAUUUUUUUCUCUCCAGGAACCACUUGAGCUCUCAAGUUCAGAUAUGGCGGUUUUCUUCACCUAUUCUUCUAUCAAGCUUGAAACUUGAAAAGGAGAAUACAGAAUCUUUCCUAUUAUUAUUGUUACAGUUUGAAUACAGUUCUAGUUUUUGCUACA